AUGAAAAUAUUUAGUAUUGCCAUUUCCUUCGCGUUUCUCGGUGCAUCGUACUGUGUGGGUGGUAACCCUCUUGAUGAGAAUGAAACUGGUGGUGCUCUCAAAGAUGGCAUAUGUUCUGUUGUUCGUGGUGUAAAGGCCUGCCCUCUCGCCAAUCCGCUUUCCUGUGCAUAUGAGACCAUUACAACUGAGAAGCCUGGUGUUCUUAGUAAAUAUUGA
Lichtheimia ornata is the source of this 216-nucleotide messenger RNA. RefSeq lists its product as uncharacterized. The transcript has a single exon. The coding region runs from base 1 to 216 and encodes 71 amino acids. NCBI's taxonomy places the organism in Eukaryota, Fungi, Mucoromycota, Mucoromycetes, Mucorales, Lichtheimiaceae. The record is from RefSeq and is a predicted model, not a curated record.